AUGGUAGUUCCUAUUGUCGUGGGUUUGGGCGUUACGGUGGCUGCCCUCACAGCUAGAGCGGCCAUAGCCACGGCCCAGCGGUACCAGCGUCUUUCGCCCCAGAUGAUUGCCACUUUAAACAACAUAAGACUAGAGCGCACAAGCAAUACAUCCUUGAAGGAUUCUGGCGCCAAGGCUGAACACAUUCGAUAUCUCAUGGGCCGCUUCAACAAUACGGGUUUUAGGGAUCCAAUGACAGAGAAUGAAGCACUUCAGGUAUUGGGUAUCGAGGCGAGCGAGAUUUCGAGGCUAGACAAGAACCUACUUCGUCUGCGGUAUAGAAAGUUGAUGGUGAUGAACCAUCCUGACAAGAAUGGGUCCCAGUAUUUGUCACAGAAGAUCAACGAGGCCAAAGAUGUGCUUGAGAAAAGCUAUCUAUUAAAGAAGUGA
This is a messenger RNA of Candidozyma auris, 429 nucleotides long. It is a transcript of the gene MDJ2, whose product is annotated as Mdj2p. Gene Ontology annotation, cellular component: PAM complex, Tim23 associated import motor. The transcript has a single exon. Lineage: Eukaryota; Fungi; Ascomycota; Pichiomycetes; Serinales; Metschnikowiaceae. The record is from RefSeq and is a predicted model, not a curated record. Gene Ontology annotation, molecular function: ATPase activator activity. Gene Ontology annotation, biological process: protein import into mitochondrial matrix. Bases 1 to 429 code for a protein of 142 amino acids.